Messenger RNA from Theobroma cacao (cacao), 1528 nucleotides. Its product is annotated as Sodium Bile acid symporter family. Lineage: Eukaryota; Viridiplantae; Streptophyta; Magnoliopsida; Malvales; Malvaceae. The record is from RefSeq and is a predicted model, not a curated record. Gene Ontology annotation, cellular component: chloroplast envelope.
UGCAAAGGGACGCUCCACCCCUGCAAAGCACCAUUUCCGUGUUUGAGAGCUCCAUGGCGGUUACCAUCCAAUCCCUAAUUUUGACGCCUCCGCGCACCGCGACCACACCAUUUCCUUGCCUGAAAACUUCCCAUCUCUUAAGCCGCUCACUCAGAAUCAAUCCUAGCCGUUCCUUUGCAACACCUAUCAGAUCAUGUAAACCGUCCGAUGAGACACAUGGUUCGGGUUUGGCAAAUGGAUUAAAUUGGACAAAACCUUUGCUGAAUUUUGCUGCCGAUAAUUUUCUUCCAUUAGCACUUAUUGGUGGAGUAGCAUUUGGACUUGCUAAUCCUACCCUUGGCUGUCUUGCUGAUAAAUAUUAUCUAUCAAAAUUUAGCACAUUUGGGAUAUUUAUUGUAUCAGGUUUGACUCUGCGUAGUGAUGCAAUUGGUGCUGCUGCCAAAGCAUGGCCUGUAGGAGUUUUUGGGCUAUGCUCCAUCCUAUUGUUUACUCCAUACUUCUCAAGGCUAAUACUGCAAAUUCACCUUCAACCUCAAGAGUUUGUAACAGGACUGGCCAUAUUUAACUGUAUGCCAACUACAUUAUCAAGUGGAGUGGCACUUACUCAGCUUGCUGGGGGGAACUCUGCACUUGCUCUUGCAAUGACAGUGAUGUCUAAUAUGAUAGGAAUUUUGAUUAUUCCAUUUUCAAUCUCAAAAUUCAUAGCUGAUGGAGUUGGCGUAUCUGUUCCAACUGCACAACUGCUUAGAAGUCUUGUUCUCACACUUUUGAUUCCUCUGAUCUUGGGGAAGGUGUUACGAGAAUCCUUCAGAGGCUUGGCAGACUAUGUUGACCAUAAUCGUAAGCUAUAUUCAAGGAUCAGUGCAGUCUUCCUCAGCUUAGUGCCAUGGAUACAAGUGAGCAGGUCAAGGUCGCUGCUUCUGAUGGUUAAGCCCACUGUUUUUAUUGUAGCUAUUGGAAUAGGAGCGCUUUUACACCUCAUAUUGUUAGCUUUUAAUACUCUCGCUAUAAGGAGCCUCUCAGCUGUCACUGGUGGUAGUGAAUCAAUUUUUGCCAAGAAAGAAAAUGCCCAAGCAGCUUUGCUUGUUGCAAGCCAGAAAACUCUGCCUGUAAUGGUGGCAGUUGUGGAGCAACUUGGUGGUGCAUUUGGUGAAUCUGGUUUACUGGUUUUACCCUGUGUUGCUGCACAUAUAAUUCAGAUUAUCUUGGAUUCCUUCCUUGUUAACUUCUGGCUUCGAAUGGAUCUCCCAUCGAACACUGCCAAGGUAGCCUGAGAUGUACACCCUUCAUGAUCUUUGAAACAGCAUUUAUUCUUUGUACACACAAUUCUUUUCUGCUUAACAUUGAUUCAAAUUAAACUUUGAGAAAUUAUUGAAUCAUCUCAAAAUGGUUUAGAUAUUGUUGUCCCUCCACUUUUCAUUUGCCGAUACCAGUUGUUUCUGUUCUCCAAAUGAACUAAUGCCUGUAUCUGCAGAGUUACUGUAAACGUUUUGCUCAUCCCUUAAUGUAUAGUAGAACCUCUCUCUCU